UCUUCCUCUUUUCCACAUCAACAAGCAUCAGCUACACCGAGAUAGGCAGCUUUGAGACAAAGGGUAGUCAUGCAGAAGAGCUUUAGUCUGUGGAUUAUCUCUGAUCCAGCAUUGUACUGAGAGAAAUGUUUGCUAAGAGCAAAUUUCAUGCCAUAUCAAGGUGAAUUGGACAAGACAAAUACAAGAACUCCAGACCAGUUACUCUCUGAGUACACGCAAUCAUCUCACUGUUUUGAGUUACUUUCCACCAUGCCUUCUGGAGAUGUUGGCGCAGGCCAGGGUGAGGGGGUAAGGUUGCCCUGGAUGUUUGUGGUCCUGAUCCCCACCGUCAUUACCUCCUCCUCGCUGUCUGUGCUGUCCCUGUACCAUGUGUUGGCCCUGCAGGCUGAGGUGGAGGGUCUGAUAGCCGAGGUUGUCCACAAGAGGGAGGAGCAGAUUAGGACACUAGAGGAACCUGUGAAGAGGACAGACAAACAGACCCAAGAGCAACAACAAGAGGAGAACAAAGACGGAAUUGAAUGUCUGCAGCAGACUCAGAUGGAUGAUACCACACCAGACCACAAUGGCAUGACAAAAAGAAGACUGGGUCAUGUGUUACACAAAGCAGAAUUCCAACCCUGUUUGCAGAUGAAAUGUGAAAGUAAAUUUUUUAUUUUUUGGCCAGAGUUUGCUUUGGAAAUAUGCACAGCCAUCCCGUGGCAUAUGGGUCUAAAGCGAGGCUUAGCUCUGGAGGAAGAGCAGGGCACCAUUUUAGUCAAAGAGGAUGGAUUCUUCUUCAUCUACAGUCAGCUCUCCUUUUCCCAGGUGUACUACACUGACUCUACGAACAUGGGCCACAUUGUGAUUCGUUUAAAGAAGAAUGUUGUAGGAAAUGAGAGUCAGCAUGUCAUUCUGUUCCACUAUAUUCAGAGUAUGAAUUGAGUCAAUCACUUCAACACCUGCUACACUGGAGGCAUAGUGAAGCUGGACUCUGGAGACAGACUGGAGCUUCUGAUACCUUGUACACUUGCAAAUAUCUCUCUGGAUGGGGAUUCCACCUACUUAGGAGCAAUAAAACUGGCUUGACUUUGGGACAGACGUUUGAUUAUCUUGGAACUGCAGUCUGGACAUCUUAUUACUGCAGAGAGUGGCAGUGUUAUUGUCAUACCUGUGCAUUGUAUCCUGGAAGAUGAACUCUCCAACCCCAGUGUUUUUUUUUUUUUUUUUUUUUUUGUCUGACUUGCACCAGUGAUGUGAAUGGAUGUGUGACAUCUCAACCUCUCCACCACCACCUCUGAAAUUACUUUCCUUUCAAGCUGACAACACAAAUCCUUGUUACUUUGGCUCCAUUAUGUAA
This is a messenger RNA of Myxocyprinus asiaticus (Chinese sucker), 1336 nucleotides long. RefSeq names its product TNF superfamily member 13b (gene tnfsf13b). Gene Ontology annotation, biological process: immune response. NCBI's taxonomy places the organism in Eukaryota, Metazoa, Chordata, Actinopteri, Cypriniformes, Catostomidae. Gene Ontology annotation, cellular component: membrane. The record is from RefSeq and is a predicted model, not a curated record. Gene Ontology annotation, molecular function: receptor ligand activity; tumor necrosis factor receptor binding.